Scophthalmus maximus (turbot) is the source of this 1147-nucleotide messenger RNA. It is a transcript of the gene isy1, whose product is annotated as ISY1 splicing factor homolog. The transcript is spliced from 11 exons. The record is from RefSeq and is a predicted model, not a curated record. Bases 134 to 988 code for a protein of 284 amino acids. Lineage: Eukaryota; Metazoa; Chordata; Actinopteri; Pleuronectiformes; Scophthalmidae. Gene Ontology annotation, biological process: mRNA 3'-splice site recognition; generation of catalytic spliceosome for second transesterification step. Gene Ontology annotation, cellular component: Prp19 complex; post-mRNA release spliceosomal complex; post-spliceosomal complex.
CAGUGGUUCAGCGGACCGGAAGCAGUAGAAGAAGACGGUGGCGCACUUCCUGUCAAUGUUGGCGUGUGUGGAUCGUUUGAAGCUGAAGUUUGUUGGUUCUUGCUAAAGAUUCACAUUCAAACAAAGAACAGAAAUGGCGAGAAAUGCUGAGAAGGCCAUGACGGCUCUGGCUCGAUUCAGACAGGCUCAGCUGGAGGAGGGAAAAGUCAGGGAGAGGAGACCUUUUCUGGCGUCAGAGUGCAGUGAACUUCCGAAAGCUGAGAAAUGGAGACGACAGAUCAUCAGUGAGAUCUCAAAGAAAGUGGCUCAGAUUCAGAACGCUGGUCUGGGCGAGUUCAGGAUUCGGGAUCUGAAUGAUGAGAUCAAUAAGCUGCUGAGAGAGAAAGGUCACUGGGAAGUCCGGAUUAAAGAGCUGGGAGGACCCGACUAUGCGCGCUUCGGACCAAGGAUGCUGGACCACGAGGGGAAGGAGGUUCCAGGAAACAGAGGGUAUAAAUACUUUGGAGCAGCCAGAGACCUGCCCGGAGUCAGAGAGCUGUUCGAGAAGGAGCCUGCCCCGGCACUGAGAAGGACGAGGGCGGAGCUAAUGAAGGAAGUGGACGCAGAGUACUACGGGUACAGAGACGAGGACGAUGGCGUCCUCCUCCCUCUGGAGGCACAGCACGAGAAACAAGUUGUUGUGGAGGCGGUGCAGAAGUGGAAAACGGAGAAAGAGUCUCGUCUGGCCGGAGAGAAACUUCCCGAGGAGGAAGAGGAGGAGGAGAACAUCUAUACCAUCCAUAAGGAUGAGCCCGAUGAUGACGACAGGUGGGAGGAGCCAGAGGGAGAGGAGGGAGGAGUAGCCUUCAUCGCACAUGUACCUGUUCCCUCACAGAAAGAGGUGGAGGAGGCGCUUGUCAGGAGGAAGAAGAUGGAGUUAUUGCAGCGUUACGCCAGCGAGACUCUUCAGGCUCAGAGUCAAGAGGCCAGAACCCUGCUGGGACUCUAACCCGUCUUUCUGUCAUAUCUCUCCCCCCCCCCCCCCACCUAUCUGUAUGUUGAUGUAAAUAUCUUUACCUAUUAAAUGUUUUUUCACAUCAGUUUGUCCUCGUUGUUUUGCUGUUUGAAUUUCAAGGUUUAAUAAUAAACGAACUGUUUUUAUAUCAAA